AUUUCUAAAUUGAAGGGACCAGGAAGGCGAUGACAACAAAUGGAGAGAUAAUAUCUUGCCCAGGAAAGCAAGUGAUCAAGAAGUGCGUUCGUGAAGUGCCAGUGCCCUGUCCUCAAGUGCAAUGUAAGAGAAAGCAAGAUGUCUCGUGUCCAGGAAUGCAAAUACAAUGCAGGAGACGUCCUGAGAAGGAAACUGGAUGCAGGAGGCCUCCAAAGUGUGUGAAGCGUCCUCAGAAGUUCAUCGAAAUAUGUCCAGCAGGAAACGUGCACUCAACGUCCGCGAACGGGUGUCCGAAAUGCGAAGAAAAUCGAAUCCAAAAAUUAGAAUGCGAAGUGUUCGAGUUGCGACGGGAGAUAGAGCACAUGAAACACGAGCGGAAGGAAGCUGAUAAAGCGUUGCAAAAGGCUAUUCUUCGUGGCGCGUGUGCUCUCAGUGGAGGAUACAAAACGCACGUGCCAGAAUCGGUCGAAAAGCUUCUGAACAGUUGCGACAGUAACGUCUCGACUUCAUCGUCGUAUUCGGUCACGUUAUGCUCCACGAAACCCCCGAGUGCAAGCUGCGGUAGACCGAAGAAGAGGCAUGAAUUCGCUUGUUGCCUCGACUAACCACGUCCCACGUAUUACUUUCGAAUUUUAAUUUCAACCCCGGCAACGUUUGCAAUAAAAACAAAAACCGAAUACUGUACAUUCAAUAUUGAUUGUAAUUAAUUACUCUGACGAGCGUAUGAAUGUAAAAUAAACGACGAAUGAAACGUCA
This is a messenger RNA of Osmia lignaria (orchard mason bee), 756 nucleotides long. RefSeq lists its product as uncharacterized. The record is from RefSeq and is a predicted model, not a curated record. NCBI's taxonomy places the organism in Eukaryota, Metazoa, Arthropoda, Insecta, Hymenoptera, Megachilidae.